AAAAAAAAAAAAAAAAGAAAGCUGCUUCGUUUCCGCAUUGUAAAAGGAGCACUGUUGUUUUCCUUUCUUUCUUCCUAAAAAAAAUAAAACUUUUUCAAUUCAACAAAAGAAUGGAAUUUCCGCAGGACGCCGGGAUCCGAAUUUCUCGAUCGCUACGACUAAUUUAAUUCAUCGCGUCUUCUUCUCAUUCUCUUCCCGCGUAAUCUCCAUUCCGCUGCUAUCAACCGAUUUCUCUUCCUCCUCCUCCUUCCCUUCUCUUUCUUCGCACUGAUUUUUUUUAGUGUAAUUCAUGGAGAGUUAGAGGCAUUAUUUUAGGAGGAGUUUAGUUACUGGUUGUGGUGUUUGGAUUUGGAAAUUUGGAACAAUGUCGUCGAGAGGCGAACAUCAAACCAUGCCGCUGUCGGUUCUACUGAAACGAGAAUUAGCAAGCGAAAAGAUCGAAAAUCCAGAGAUUGUACACGGACAAGCAAGCCAGAGCAAGAAAGGCGAAGACUUUACGUUGCUUAAAACAGAAUGCCAAAGAGCAAUGGGAGAUGGAGUCACCACAUUCUCAGUUUUCGGGCUCUUUGAUGGACACAACGGGUCUGCUGCUGCUAUUUACACUAAGGAGAAUCUCCUUAAUAAUGUUCUAAAUGCUAUUCCAACAGAUCUUAAUAGAGACGAAUGGGUUGCUGCCCUUCCAAGGGCUUUGGUUGCAGGCUUUGUUAAAACAGAUAAAGAUUUCCAAGAGAGAGCACGAACGUCAGGUACAACUGUAACCUUUGUGAUAAUAGAAGGAUGGGUUAUAACAGUUGCUUCUGUUGGUGAUUCUCGUUGUAUAUUUGAAUCAGCUGAAGGUGGAAUAUAUUACUUGUCAGCUGAUCAUAGGCUUGAAUGCAAUGUAGAGGAGAGGGAACGGAUCACUGCAUGUGGGGGUGAGGUUGGUCGGUUAAAUACUGGUGGUGGUACAGAGAUCGGUCCUUUGAGAUGUUGGCCUGGAGGCUUGUGCCUUUCGAGAUCCAUUGGUGAUGUGGAUGUUGGGGAGUUCAUUGUUCCUGUUCCAUAUGUAAAGCAAGUAAAGUUGUCUACUGCUGGUGGUAGGAUGAUUAUCUCUAGUGAUGGUGUUUGGGAUGCUUUAUCGGCUGAAGUUGCUCUUGAUUGUUGUCGCGGAAUGCCACCAGAUGCAGCAGCUGCACAGAUUGUGAAAGAAGCAGUACAGGCAAAGGGUCUUCGAGAUGAUACAACCUGCAUUGUUGUUGAUAUCUUACCACAAGAGAAACCGGCAGCUCCUUUGCCACCACCAAAGAAGCCAGUAAAAGGUAUGUUCAGGGCCAUGUUUCGUAAGAAGCCUUCUGAAUCAUCUUCCCAUGUUGAUAAAGAAUACAUGGAGCCUGAUGUGGUGGAGGAAUUAUUUGAGGAGGGAUCUGCUAUGCUUUCGGAAAGGUUGGAUACAAAAUAUCCACUUUGCAACAUGUUUAAGCUGUUCAUGUGUGCAGUCUGUCAAUUAGAGAUGAAACCUGGAGAGGGUAUUUCAAUUCAUGCUGGCUCAUCUAAUUCAGUAAAGUUGCGUCCUUGGGAUGGUCCUUUCCUUUGCUCUAGUUGCCAGGAGAAAAAGGAAGCCAUGGAAGGGAAAAGACCAUCAGGAGGAGUGAGAAGACUUGUGUUUUACCUUGAGUGUAAAUGGAGAAAGAAAAGAUAGGCUGAAGGUUUCACAGUCUCGGCAGUGCAUGGUGGCAUGCUUCAGAGGUAACUGUUUUUUCCGUGCUUAUCCCAUUGUAUACCAGUCGCUCCAAUUCAUAGAGCUAACUUUAAAUGGCAGUGGACUUAAGUGUAAUGUUAUAAUAUAUAGGGAGUUUGAUGAGUGCUCAAACACAUUUGUCCAAAGUUAGGAGAAACUUGCGUGAUUAGCUUGCUUAACGAAAUUUGUUCAUGUAUCAUUGAUAUUUAUUCCUUCCUUUGACAAGUGGGAAGGAAAUCUUUGGAAUGGAAAAAUUUGCAAUUCCAUGAUUUUUUAAGCAAAACGUUCAAUUCUGUUUUAAUUUCAAUUUCAUUCUCCACUGUUUUGAUAUAUUUAUUUUAAUUAGCUAUGGUUGGUUAAUCAUUAACUGUUAAUUGUUUUGCCAUAAAUACACAUGCUUAGUUUGUGUACAUAUCUUAAUCUUUUAUGAU
Messenger RNA from Durio zibethinus, 2148 nucleotides. RefSeq names its product putative protein phosphatase 2C 12. Gene Ontology annotation, biological process: protein dephosphorylation. The record is from RefSeq and is a predicted model, not a curated record. Gene Ontology annotation, molecular function: protein serine/threonine phosphatase activity. NCBI's taxonomy places the organism in Eukaryota, Viridiplantae, Streptophyta, Magnoliopsida, Malvales, Malvaceae.